This is a messenger RNA of Nematostella vectensis (starlet sea anemone), 11602 nucleotides long. Its product is annotated as protocadherin Fat 4. Gene Ontology annotation, cellular component: plasma membrane. Gene Ontology annotation, molecular function: calcium ion binding. Bases 395 to 10408 code for a protein of 3337 amino acids. Lineage: Eukaryota; Metazoa; Cnidaria; Anthozoa; Actiniaria; Edwardsiidae. Gene Ontology annotation, biological process: homophilic cell-cell adhesion. The transcript is spliced from 4 exons. The record is from RefSeq and is a predicted model, not a curated record.
GGUCAGUGUGAUUUGAAUAAUCUCAUUUCUCAAAAGUGAAUGUAAAGCCGUCAACUUGAGGUCGAUUGUAUAGCAAAUUCCCCGUUGUUAGAUGCCAGUAUUCACGUGGUGUUUUACUAACAGACUAGUCAAGCAAGCAGAGGAUAUCGACAGCGGUUUAGCGGCAAGAUUAAUCUAAAUCGUGCCGAAUUCUUGGAGUGCGUUUCGAAGAUUUGAGCGUUCUAUUGUGCUGGGUUCAAAAUGGCGGUGUGAUGAUCGGAGUACGUUACAACGAAUCAAGGACCAUAAAAACGGGAAUUAUUUCAAAACUCAUGCGCUAAGGAGCCUUUCUCUGGUAUCCCCGUCGAAAUGCUCAGCUGGCUGUAUUCGAAGGCAAGUUGUUCUAACCGACAUCAUGGCUAGAAUUUGGCGCUUUGGACUCGCAACAAGAAACAUCAAAGACCAAUUAUGGAUGCGUUUUGUACUCGUAUUGUAUAUCCACGCGUUGGGAUUUCACGCAAGUUCAGCAACAAGUGAGGUUAGGACGUUUUAUAUCCCAGAGGGAAGCCCGACCGGUACUGAAGUUGGUCGAAUACCGGUUAGAGUUCAAUCCAUCUUACUUGCUAGCGGAAUACCGGCAGAUUUGGAAUAUAAUGUGGGUGUAAUAACCACGAAAACUGUUCUAGACCGUGAAAAAGUUAGUGCGUACAAUCUCACUAUUGUUGAAUUUUCUACCCCUCCAAAAAGCUACACUGUGCUUGUGUAUGUUCAAGAUUUAAACGAUAACUCCCCGAGUUUUGUCAGAGGGACAAGCGCAAAGUUGGUAGUGUUUGAAAACGAUAAGGAUUUUCGGCAAAAGCUAAUAGCAGUCGAUUCCGACUUCGGAUCGAAUUCUACGCAGAGUUACACCAUUGUGUCUGGGAACGUUGGUAAUGUAUUCGAGCUUAUAACUAAAAGGAACACUGACGGGGAUCUUUAUGCUGAUUUAGUGGUAAAUGCAAGCAGUAUAGGAGUUGAUCGUGAGCGGCUAGAUUCAUAUGUUUUGAACAUUUCUGCAAGCGACGGAGGAAACCCAGCCAACCACGGCUUCCUUCGACUAAGUAUCACUGUUGAGGAUACAAAUGAUAAUAAGCCGGAAUUCUCAAACGUGAGUUACUCUGGUACUAUCCCUGAGAAUAUCGAUGUGGGAACCUCGAUUUUUCAAGUCUCUGCAAGCGAUAAAGACAUUGGAACUAACGCUGAAAUACAGUACUCAAUCGAAACACAUUCAGACCCCCAAGCGAUCUUCGGCAUUCACCCAACGACUGGAGUGAUCGUCAAUAAUGUUCGACUGGACUAUGAGGCCAAACGUAGUUAUUUGAUCGUUGUGAAAGCGGAGGACAAGGGAUCAAGCCAUCAACUUUCUAGCAGUGCCAUAGUAAGGAUCGAAGUUCUGGAUGUAAAUGACAACAAUCCCGUAAUCCAUGUUAGUUACACAUUAGGGGGAAGCUAUCAGGUUACGGAAAACGCCGCCAUUGGAACUCAAGUGGCUCGCGUUUCCGUAUCUGAUGCGGACUCGGGGAAAAACGGAGAAGUAAAUGUGACUCUUGAAGGCGGAGAUGGGUACUUUAGUAUGAAAUUUGAUGUACUCAAUGAUGAGUCUAUCAUUGCAGUUGGACAGAGUUUGGAUAGAGAAACACAUGAUCAUUUUUUCCUGAAAGCUGUUUGUAUUGACAAGGGUGACCCCCCUAGAACUACUGAAAAAAGCUUCAGGAUUAAUGUAGGAGAUGUCAAUGACUGUGCUCCUAAGUUUGAUCAGCAUACUUACGAAAGACGAGUUUGGGAAAAUGCCACCGUCAACACACUUGUAGCAAGAGUGAAUGCAGUUGAUCAAGACUUUGGGUCAAACUCAGAGUUGGUCUACACCAUUGCCAACACCACAGAGAGCAGGAGUUACUUGCAUUGGUUUGCAAUAGACCCCUCAAGUGGAAUGAUAACAACAGCAACUGAUCUGGAUCGUGAACAAAUACCCCAAGUUGUGUUGACAGUCCUAGUGCACGACAGAGGAUCUCCACCGCUAAGUGAUAACUGCAGUGUCAUAGUAAAUCUCACUGAUAGUAAUGAUAAUGACCCGUACUUCAACCAGAGCAGUUAUAAUGCUUCACUGUUUGAGAAUUCCCCCUCCGGCUCUCCAGUUGUUCAGUUGUUAGCCCAAGACCCAGAUAUAGGGGAGAACAGUUUGAUCCUUUAUUCCAUUUUGACCCCAAACACUCCAUUUUUUGUUGAUCCUCGCAAGGGCCUAGUUACUAAUUCUAGAACACUUGAUCAUGAGGUGCAGUCAUCAUACACAUUUCAGGUUGCUGCUACUGAUGGUGGUGGUCGGAGCUGCAAUGCAACUGUGCAUGUGUCUUUGACUGACCUCAAUGAUAACCAACCAGUGUUUGACCCAAGUAGCUACAGUGUGGAGUAUUUUGAAAACACCCGCAUUGGUCAAAGUAUAUGUCAACUUAAAGCAAUAGACAGAGACAGUCCAAAGUUUGCUAUUACAAGGUUUAUCAUUGAGCAAGGGAAUGCUGAUGAAGUGUUCUCUGUUGAUGGAUCUGGCUUGAUAACCCUUGCCAAGCUCCUGGACCGUGAGACCCAGGAUAACUACCUUCUAACAGUGAAAGCUGUAGAUGGGGGUGGUCAAGAUUCAGUGAACAAAGCUAUUGUGAAUAUAACUGUUCUGGAUGUGAACGACGAGCCUCCAAUCUUCUCAAAGGCAGAAUACAAUUUCACCAUUCAAGAGCACUCACAAGCACUGUCUGUCAUCGGACAUGUUCAUGCGAUAAGCAGAGAUAAAGGCACAAAUGCUGAAGUUGUGUACUCAAUCUCAAAAGGCAACACUGACAACAUUGUCUUGAUAAAUAGCACUGGAACAUUAUACCUCCAGUCGGAAAUUGAUCACGAGAAAAUCCCAUCCCUUUAUUUGACGGUUCAAGCCAAGGACAAAGGUACCCCUCCCUUAUUUGGAUAUGCACAUGUGACUAUCACUGUCAUAGAUAUAAAUGAUCAUAGCCCACAGUUUAACAGCAGCUCUAUCUUAGUUAGGUUACCAGAGGAUACUCCAAUAGGCCAUACUUUCUAUACUGUCUCUGCUUUUGAUGCUGAUAGUGGUGUCUUGGGUAGAGUCUCUUUCUCUCUUCUAUCAAAUCCUGGAACUCUUUUCAAUCUUGACUCAAACACUGGAGCUCUAUCCUUAACUAAACUUAUAGACUAUGGAAAUUCGGCAAGGUCUUAUACAUUACCAGUUCAAGCUCAAGAUGGGGGCAGUCCCCCUAGAAGCUCCACAGCAAUGCUGGAACUUAAAGUGGUAGAUGUGAAUGACUACUCACCAGUAUUCGGGAAUUGGUCUUACACAACCCAUGUUCUAGAGAGCACACCUCCUGAUUCAAAUAUUAUUGAAGUAGUGGCAACAGACGUGGAUAGUGGAGAAAAUGGCAGAAUCUCUUAUGCAUUUGAUUCUAAAGUGGACACAUCUAAAUUUGGUCUGAGAAAUGGAGGAAAGAUUUUCAUAAAGUCCAAGUUGGACAGAGAAGACAUCGAGGAGUAUAAUCUAAAAGUUAUUGCAACAGAUCAUGGAACGCCAAGAAGGUCAUCUUCAGCUGAUGUAAAGGUUAUAGUUGAUGAUGUCAAUGAUAACAACCCUCACUUCCAGCAGGCUUCAUAUGCAUUUUUUGUUAAAGAAAAUGAACCUGUUGCUACCUAUUUAGGGGCAGUGUCUGCAAGUGACAGUGACGAGGGAAGUAAUGGCCAUGUGACUUACAGAUUUGACACACAAGUUGCACAAUUUAUUGUAGACAAACAAACUGGUAAAAUAACAACAAGCCAAGUUCUUGACAGAGAAGCCAAGGCGUCCUACGUAUUCAGUAUUGUUGCAACUGAUGGCGGAAGUAGCCCUCGUGUAGACAAGACUCAGGUUACGGUGAUAGUUAGGGAUGUUAAUGAUUGCUCUCCUAAAUUCAGCAAGAAUAAAUACUCAGUAACAGUCAAUGAAGAUCUCCCAGUCGGUUCUUCGCUAUUGACAUUAAUAGCCACAGAUGACGACCAGCAGGGGCCCAACAGUGAUAUAACCUACAUGAUUGUCGCUGGCCCUAAGGCAUUUUCUUUGAAUCAAGUGACAGGGGUUCUUACUCUUGUCUCACCGCUUGACCGCAAAGUUACUCAUAGACACAUCCUACAUGUGGUUGCAAGUGAUAAGGGGGAAAAUCAGUCAUUGGAAACUAUCACUUAUAUUGAGAUCAAUGUCCUGGAUGUGAAUGACAAUUAUCCAGUGUUUAUUAAUGAGACCACAUUCAAGACAGUACCAGAGAAGUUGCCGAUUGGAAGUGUUGUAGCUGCUGUCCUAGCUGUUGACAGUGAUCAAGGUGAUAAUGGAAAAGUACGUUAUAAAAUAGUCAAUGGAAAUACUGAUGGCACUUUUAAAAUCAAUGAGACAACUGGUGUUAUUUCUACCCUUCGUGCUUUGGACUUUGAGGUAACUAAUCGUUAUGUGUUAAGAGUCAGUGCAACUGAUAUGGGACAAAAACAGCAAAAAACAUCCUAUCAACUAGUGACCAUUUAUGUUGAAGAUGCCAAUGACAACCGACCAACAUUUGAUAAGAACCCAAUUAUUACCUGGAUUUAUGAAAACGUUCCAAUUAACACCAACGUUACAACCAUUAAAGCCCAUGAUGAUGAUUCAGGAUUGAACAGUAGAAUUUGGUACACCAUCGACUCUCAGUCUCCUAGAGCACACUUUAAAAUCAACAGUGAAACUGGCUUGAUACAAACUACUCACCCAAUAGAUAGAGAGGAGAUCUCCGAGUACUCUUUGAAGGUCAGAGCUACAGACCAGGCAUUCACAGAACAAGACAGGUUGUAUAGCACAGCUACCCUAAAGAUCAUUAUACAGGAUUUGAAUGACAAUGCACCAAAGUUUGUGUCCAGGAAUUUGACAUAUGUGAUGGAGGACGAGCCCUUUAAUUUCCAGGUCACCUCUAUUACUGCUUUGGACCCAGAUACUGGCCAAGGUGGAAAUGUUGAGUACCGUAUUGUGAGUCCAGAUACAGGAAAGUUCAGCCUUGACCUCAAAACAGGAGUAUUGAAGCUCAUUGGCAGUCUAGACUAUGAAGAUGUUCCUCAGUAUACCCUGCAUAUAAGUGCGACAGACCUCGGGUCUCCACCCCUCACCUCGUACCAACUCUUCAAUGUUGUUGUUGUUGAUGUGAAUGACAAUCCUCCCGAGUUUACUAGAGAUUUAUUUAUUGGGACUGUUAGUGAAAAUGAGCCUACUGGGACUUCAGUUGUCAAGGUAACAGCUUAUGAUCGAGACUCUGGUUCGAAUGCAGAAUUGACAUACAGUAUUCCAAGUGGGGUGGAAAUGGAUAAGUUCUCCAUUGAUAAACAUUCAGGACUUAUUGUGACCAAUUCCAUUUUGGACCGUGAGAAGAAAGACACUUAUUUUUUAACAGUACAUGCAACUGGCGUUUCAUACCCCUUUAGAGUGAGUAGUACAUCAGUUCGAAUCAAUGUUAUGGACCGCAAUGACAACCCUCCCAAGUUUAUCUCCCCAGUUGUGACUCUCAAAGUACCAGAAAACAGUCCUGCAAGAUUGAUAUACACUCUGACUGUCCAGGAUUUGGAUUAUGGCAACAACACCAAGGUAUUGUACAGCAUAAUGUCGGGGAACACUGACGGCGCAUUUACCAUAGGUACAUCAACUGGUGAGCUUUCAACAACAACAAAGUUGGAUCGAGAGACAAAAGCUUUUUAUCAGUUAUCAGUUCAAGCCAAGGACAUAACACCACCAUAUUAUACUGCGUUCGCAAACAUUACUAUCUUCAUUGAAGACCAAAAUGAUAAUCCUCCAGUAUUCCAGCAGUCCCUGUAUAGUUCCACCAUUUCAGAACUGACUCCUCCGGGCACUUCAAUCCUGAAUCUUACAGCAAGUGACAAGGAUUCUGGCUCUAAUGGAAACAUUGUUUACACUCUUAGUAAUGACACUUAUGGUGUUUACAGUAUUGACUCUAGAACUGGUAUUGUCUAUAGUGCAGCAAGAUUUGAAACAAGCAUCAAACAAGAGUACAACUUCUUCUGUAUUGCUAAAGACCAGGGGCAAGAUCCUAAGAUGGCAAUUGUUCCCGUCAGGAUCAAGAUUGAAGACAAAAAUAACCAUGCCCCGCAGUUUACUAAGACACCCUAUGAGGUUCACAUAUUCCCCAACACCUCUGCUAGUGCCUUGGUUACCAUGGUUACAGCCACUGAUGCAGACACGGAUAAAAGCACCAAUGGUAAGGUGACUUACAGACUUGACGAUUCAAAGAAUUCCACUAGCUUGUUUGUGGUUGAGAGCAACACAGGAAGUGUGAGGACUUCAGCUGGAUUUAGCAACCCGCCCCAGGGGAGACACGCGUUAUACAUCAUCGCAGAAGACCAUGGUUCGCCACCUUUAAGAGGGUACGGUAUUGUCCAGAUAGUGAUCGGAAACAUCCAAGAUGACCCACCCAGGUUUCUGAACCAGACUCCAGCAAGAGUCAGUAUACCCGAGAACUCCAAGGUGGGGUCCUAUAUCACAACUGUGAGAGCAAGAGCUUCUAGUGAUGCCCAGGUGACAUAUAGUAUUAUCAGCGGAAACAAGGGAAGAGCAUUUUAUGUCGACCCUUUCACUGGUGUGAUAUCUGUGGCAUCCGCUGACGCUCUCGACUACGAGUCAACUAAGAACUUCAGACUCCACCUUGUUGCUACACCUCAGGGAUGGGUUUCGCUAAACGGGUACAUGAUACUGGAUAUCAAUGUGAUUGACAGAAAUGACAACUUUCCAGCCUUCCACCCUUCAAACAUGCUUGCUCAAAUUGCAGAGGACACUGGGGCCUUUAAACCACGUUUUGUUGUCAAGGUAACAGCAACAGAUGUUGAUUCAGGAACCAAUGGGAAGGUUACUUACUCUAUAUGGACAGGUAAUGAGGCAGGUGUUUUCACUAUUGACUCUACCACUGGUGAGAUUACCACAGCAAAACUACUAGACAGAGAAACCACCGCAAGCUUUGACCUGGUUAUCAGAGGCACAGAUAGUGGGAUCCCCCCUAAGUCGACCAACUGUCAAGUGAAGGUAGUAGUGACUGACCUCAAUGACAAUCCACCUUUGUUUGACCCCCUGUCUGAGGUGAACAUCAGAGAAGACACCAGAACUGGGGCAGUGGUAACAAGCGUUGUUGCGACGGAUACUGACAAGGAAUCAAGACUUACAUACACCCUGAAGUCUGCAAGUACCCCAGGGAUGUUCAGUGUGGGACGAUUCAAUGGCGCUGUCAGUUUACUAAAGCGGCUAGACUACGAGAAGACGAACAAGUAUUCACUGAACAUUGCAGUAAGCGAUGGCUUGCACUCCGCAGAAAAGACCCUAACUAUCAAUGUCCUGGACACAAAUGAUAACACUCCAAAAUUCCUGAAUAGCUCCUACCAAGUUACCCUCUCCAAGACCAUCCCUGCUGGGAGAGCCAUACUGAGGGUGAGCGCAACCGACCAGGAUAGUGGCAGUAAUGCCCAGAUCAAGUAUUCCUUCCCCAUCACCAACAGCGACCAGAUUGACUACAAGAUUGACGCAGACACUGGUGUGAUCUCAGCGCGAAGGACUAUUGAUGUUAGAAUAAGAGACUCGUUUAUCCAGAUCCCUGUACAAGCAAUGGACCAAGGGGUUCCCCCACAGAGAGCGCUAGUAUAUGUAAGGAUCAUCAUUACCAGGGAACCCAAAUUUGAGCUGCCUUCCUACUUCGGAAAGGUCCCUGAAAAUGCUAUGAUGGGUACGUCUGUGCUUACGGUCCGGGUCACUGACAAUGCUGCCGGCUUACCUCUAGGCCGCAUCAGUUAUAAUAUUGAAAACAGCAACUACUUCCGCAUUGGUCAGCGCAGUGGGGUGAUUAGCGUAAAUAAGCCUUUGGACUACGAGACCAAGAGGCGGUUUCUUCUAGUGGUGAGUGCCAUUGACGACACAGCACCCUCCAAGCCCGUACGAGUGCCCGUCUACAUCAACGUGAGUGACGUGAACGACGAGAAGCCUGUGUUCGGCCAAAGUGGGUACAUGGCUCAGUGGAGUGAAGGGAUACCUGUGGGAACCAUCGUCGUGAACGUCUCGGCCGCCGAUAAAGACUCGGGAGCAAAUGGUCGGGUGUGGUUCGCCAUCCAGUCGGGAGACGAUAAGGGUUCGUUUGCGAUCGAUAGGAAGACGGGUGUGAUUCGGACGCAAAGAGCGCUUGAUCACGAGACAAUUAAGACUCAUCACGUGUCAGUGCGGGCAACUGAUGAAGGCUCUCCUCCGAUGCACACGGACGUGUCUGUGACUAUAAGAGUCCUGGACCUGAAUGACAACCCUCCGGUGUUUCGCGUGCCCGGACCUAACGACGUGCAAGUCCUCGAGAACUUACCGCUGAACUCGAGGUUGUACGAGAUCAACGCGACAGACCGAGACUCUGGCGCCAACGCAAGACUCUCCUUCACGGUGAUUGGUGGCACCGGACAAGGUUUGUUUUUGAUCGACAAAUUUAGUGGUUGGCUCACUACCAACAUAACCUUUGACUACGAGAAUACUGCGGUUUAUCAGUACAGUCUCACCAUCAAGGCCACAGACGCUGGUAACCCGCCACUCUCCAGCAACAUCACCAUCAUCGUCAAUGUCGCGGACGAAGACGAGUACGACCCGAGCUUCAACCGAAUGGAUUACAAAUUCGACGUUCCUGGGAACGCCAAAAUCGGAGAUUUCGUCGGGCAGGUUACGGCCACUGAUCGGGAUUCGGGUGAUCAAGGCCGUGUUUUCUUCGUGUUCUACAAUCCUACGAGUAACGCUUUAAAGAUGAAUGCCACCACGGGGAUCAUCAGUGUCAACCGAACACUAAACGAUGGAAGUUCGCUGGAGACUCGUGCUAGACGAAGCCUCGACGAACUCUUGAUUGGCUUCGAAAUCGGCUCGAGUAGGAGUCGGAUGCGAAGAUCGGCAGAAAGUCAGGAAUUGCGUUACACUAUUCGUGCGUACAGUGGAAAGAUCGGAUCUGAGAGGUUCGCCGAUGUCCCAGCUAGUGUCCUUGUGGAUUUCACUUGCCCCGGAUGCAUGGUCCCCACCACAGGAGCUCGUGAGGGUGAUCCCAUUACCGGUACUGCACUCGCACUUAUUGUCGGCCUGGCAGUAUUAGCGGGCGUCAUUCUACUAGCCUUUGUCGUUGUACUGCUGUUUAUAUACAGUCACCGCAAGAAGAGACGAACGCGUCAAAAUCCACCUUUGCGUUUCGAUGGAUCCUUCGACGAGAUCACUGUUCACCCAAGAACCACGGGUAACGCGAACUACGUCUCUGCCGAGAGUAUCUCACUGCGAGCGUUCCCCGCAGAGUACUCGCCUCUCAGCCGCAACACCGACUCCAACAGCACACCCUCGGGGACGGACGCUUCGGAUGCUCCAGGCAGCUCCGGAAGCGCUUCGAGUGGCCGAGGAUCUUCCGAAGGGGACUUUGACGAGCAACCGGUGGCGAUCGUGAAUGCCGACAUCGGUAGCUUUCAUUCAGAUAACAACGCUAAGACGAUUGUCGCUGACUCUGGUAUUCAACAAGAUGACGACGACCAGAUAUCGCAACUCACUUUGAGUGACGGGUCUGGGAUUUUGCACGUCGACACGCUUAAUGGCAGCGAGUCGAAGAGCGAUAAGACGGAUAAAAUCCUAGCUCGGCUGGAGUUUCAGAGUGUUGAGAGCAUGCACGUGUUUGGAGAGGAAGGCGGGGGCGAGGCUGAUGGUGGUCACGACGUGGGAAACCUUCUCUACGCCAAGCUCGCCGAGGCUGAUGCCGACGACGAAUCGAUCGUUGAUGGUCCACGAUCGUAUAUCGACGAGGGGCACGAUCACCCAUCGUACGGAGGGUCGCUGAGCUCGAUCAUCGGGAGCCAAGAAGAGCUCACUGGUAGCUAUAAUUGGGACUAUCUACUCGACUGGGGGCCGCAGUUUCAGCCAUUGGCUGAAGUGUUCUUAGAAAUCGGUCGAAUGAAGGACGAAGGGGGUGACAAGAAAGAAGUCACACGUAAUGGGAGCAUCCCUUCCUCGAGUCGGUUAAGACCGAACUUAUCAGGAAUCGCGACUGUUGAUAUGUUAUCAUCGAUGUCAUCAUUACCGCGCUCGCCUGUCAGCCCUCCUUCGACACAAUACUCUUCGCCAGCGUUCUCACCCAACUUCACCCCCGCCAUCACCCCCCUCAUUACUAGAUCACCCUCCGUGUCCCCCCUGGACACAGGGAAUGUGUCCCCUGCGUACGCAUCCCGCGGGGUGACGCCUAACGGUUCACGCCCUACCUCUACACACAUCGUUAAGCUUCAAAAUGAAGACGACGCAUACUCGGAACUCUCGCAUUCGCCUUCGAUAUCAGACAACGAGUCCAAUGCAGAGAUACAUGUAUAACACUAAUAGGAUAGAUAUUCUCGCGAGCCAGGGUCCCACAUACCUCAGGAAGAAAGGUAGCCAAGGAAGGAAGCUUUACCACCAAAGAGUGUCACGUGAGCAGCUACCACCAGGGUCCUGCCCCUCCUUGCCCCUGUAGUAUGAAAGGGGUGGACCGUGGCACGUGAUGAUAGACGUGUCUCUCCUUGCCCCUGGAGUAUGAGAGGGGUGGACCGUGGCACGUUAUGAUAGACGUGUAUCUCCUUGCCCCUGGAAUAUGAAAAGGGUGGACCGUCGCACGUGAUGAUAGCCGCAUUGACACGUGAUUUGUGUUCAUACACAUAUUUCGAUGAUCGCAGACUUUAAAUAAUAGCAUCUCAAUAGUUUAAAGUUCCAGUUCCUUUUUGCUUUUUGUGAAGCCCCAGUUUUCCACAAGCAAAAUGCUUUGAGGAAUAUGAUGCAUGGUGUACGAUCUUUACGUUCAUCGAAUUAGUUGUAUACCCGUUAUCUUGUCUCGUCUGCAAUGGCGCGUUUGCAUGGCGACCACUACAGGAGGGCUCUUGCCCUUGUUAUGGUAAAAUCAUCUUUUCUCUUUUCAAUGCCUACAGUUGUUGAGCAAGAAACGUGCCCGAAUUCGUUAUCAUGCAAGCGUUCACAUUACACAUUGGGUGUAUGCCUGGUGUUGAGGGAGAGGCCGUGGUAUCGGGCUUUGAUGAUUUUUAUAGACAAUUCUCAGUGAAUAAUUCAAUUUGCAAGAAAGGUUUUAUGCGGCUUUGUCGUCGCUUUAGUAUUGUAAAUAUUUGUUUAUAUUUUUUAGCAACAAAAUGACAGAAAUCAAUGACGUCUGCCAUCGGAACACUUACUUGGAAAACAGUUUUUAUAAUUUGUUUUUACUUUAUGAAAAAGUAACUUCAACGAUAACUAGUUCAUGUAUUCACACACAUAUUUCUGCUAAGGUUAAUUUUAGGAGGCUAUGACAGUGCUGUAAUGCGUUGAAAGGCUCAGUGGAAAUAUCCCAACUCACGAGUCAUUGCGUCUGAGCAACUUUUUAUGCUGUAGUUUAACUUAAAAUCUUCGUACAUUUUGGAAUCAACAAAGCUUUAACUGUGACGAAAUAAAUCCAUUAAAAUAGAGAAAGUACAAACCAAUCAUAAUACAUAUGUAAAAAGGAUGUAUGCAUAUUGCGUUUUUGUUAUUAAAAACUGUACAGAUUAA